Messenger RNA from Darwinula stevensoni, 312 nucleotides. Lineage: Eukaryota; Metazoa; Arthropoda; Ostracoda; Podocopida; Darwinulidae. The record is from the annotation of a GenBank genome assembly.
AUGCUGGGUUGCUGCGUAGCCUCAGAUGAGGUGCGUCGCCGUGCACAGCGGCAGAUUGUGGAGCACUGGGAUGGCCUGCCCCCGCAAUGGGUGGUUUCUAGCGAGAGUGAAGGCGGUCUGACCAAUGGCUACGAGGUGCCCAGCCGCUUGGGCACUGACCGCUGGGUUGCCAUGAUAGGCGCUUGGCAGCGCAUGAAGAUCCAGCGCAGUGGGCAAACGCCGCCGCCGCUGAUUGUGGCCAUGGUGGGCACAGCGGUCACGGUAGAGGCCAUAGAUCAGAAUGGGCGCUUUUUGGGUGGGCUCAUUUUGCCU